Nasonia vitripennis (jewel wasp) is the source of this 694-nucleotide messenger RNA. Its product is annotated as myb-like protein D. Bases 38 to 694 code for a protein of 218 amino acids. The transcript has 3 exons. NCBI's taxonomy places the organism in Eukaryota, Metazoa, Arthropoda, Insecta, Hymenoptera, Pteromalidae. The record is from RefSeq and is a predicted model, not a curated record.
AAUUUGGCACAGUUGAAAAAAAAUAGUAAAAUAUAAUAUGAGUCAAUCCAUUUUAGACUCGUUGAAAUGUCGAGUUGAGUUAGAAAACUUUUCAGAUUCAUCACUCGACAGUAUUGAUAUGGCAGAUCAGAUUCGUAAGAAGAGAGCUUUUGUUUUGAGAACAAGUACAAGUGCUAUCACAAGCAAUAAGUCGAACAAUAGGUUCCCGGAAUCAGAAGCACCAAGUGAUACAACCAAUAUUGAGGAAAUGUCUCAAAAUCAAUGUAAAGAAAAUGAUAAUCAUUCAAGUACAAAAAAUACAGAUGACCAUGCGACUGAUGAUUUGUCUAUUCAAAAUAAUAAUAUUACAAUAACAGAAAAUAAUGUUGCGACUCAUGAACAAGAUAAGUUGAUAACAGGUGGCCAUGACAUUGAGAGCAUAACUAACGAUAAUAAUGAUGAAAAUCAUAAUCUUAAUAAAGUUGAUAGCAACAACGAACAAAGUCCUGAUAAUAAUUUUGUGGGAAAGUCGAACAACAAUCAUGCUAUUGAAAAUGUGGUAGACAGAAGCAGACAAGAUAAUCCACGUCCUAUUUUACAUCCAAAUAAUGUUAAUAAUCGUAAUGAUAAUCAAGAUCGUAACCAACAAAAUCGUUUAAAUAAUCAGAAUAGUAUAUCAUGUAUUAAUAAUAAAAAAUUUAUUCGCAGAUUAUAA